AUGUCUGCGAUAGAGCGUGCAGGAUCGCCGUGGUGGUUGUUGGCAGUUGUUGAUGAGAACACCCGUGGGAAAAAAGGAAACGAAAAGAAAUCAGAAUCACGAUAUUCGAAGGCGCCGAUUGAGAUGCGCGGCGGACGAAGACGAGAGGAUCGUGCGAUCGUGCGAGAGGUGUUGAAUCUUGUGGAUGAGGAGAGGGAUGCAAGAGGGAAGAAGCAAGUUGGGAAAAUUAUGGAGUGGUGGGAGGGGCAAGGUCACACAAAGCGGGAAACUCUGCAGCGUGAUUCACAAGCGAGAGCACUCCCUCCCUUCGAGGAGAUCAUGACCCAGGACCAGUCUUUCCAGCAAUCGCGCCCCCCACCACCUCAUCCUGUCGCACCUAUCGUGGCCUCCGACGACGUGAACAGCGCGACCGAGCGUGAAGGCCAGAGACUCUGCUGCCUCAUCCGACACAUGACCUCAGCAGACAGCCUAGGCAAACGCAAAUCAGACGCGAAGACGUUCGCCGACGACCUUCUGGACAAUUUCAAACUCCCUGUUGCAAACCACUCGUGGAGCCUCACCCACGAGCACCUCGACCCAAUUUCCGACCGUUUGAGCAACCACGAAUGCGAUCCUCAAGCUCUGGCGAAUCCGUUUGAGCAUUACGACGUGGCAGUUCGCCAUUACUAUGACAUUCAGUGCAUCGACGCGAUCUGCACUUCACUCGCCGAGUGGCCCCCAACCGCUGCGGGAGAAGAGAACCUUAUUGUGUCCCGUUUCGUCGAGCCCGUCAGCCUCGAAGCACGCGACAUCGUGAACGUUUGUCUACCCAGAGAACGACUACCGACCUCGGCGCAUACGGGGCCUGAAGGACUACGCCACUGCCGUCUAGGAGGAGGAGCAGUUGCCGAUGCUUCCCACCAGCCGUCAGGAGCACCACGAUCCUAUACAGCAGGCGCUCGAUGUCGACAGCCUGAUCAACCGUCCUCAUCGCGCUUGCGCUUCCCACCCGAUCCCAGGUUCCGUGGAAUCGCCACUGCGCAUGCACAUUCAACGAUUCGAUCGAGCGUCAGCCUCCCUGGCGAUAUGACGACAUGA
Fusarium poae is the source of this 1077-nucleotide messenger RNA. RefSeq lists its product as uncharacterized. The transcript is spliced from 3 exons. The record is from RefSeq and is a predicted model, not a curated record. Bases 1 to 1077 code for a protein of 358 amino acids. Lineage: Eukaryota; Fungi; Ascomycota; Sordariomycetes; Hypocreales; Nectriaceae.